GGACACGAUUUCAGACGUCACCGUUGUGCUUCGGUUAUCGCCAAGCAAAAAUGUCUGCCUAAGGGAAACUCGCAAGUUAUAUAGUGGAUAUUUGUCAUAUACAAUCGCAAGAGAUACCGAUUUCAUUAUCUGUCCGACGCGAGACAAGGAUCCCCACGCCGUCACUGGCACACCCGAUCGCCCUAGUUGGAUUUUUGACAACAAAAAAGAUUUAGAAAAGGAUCGUAAGGAUGAACCCUCAGCAGCGGAUUGCCGCUAUCGGGACGGACAAGGAACUGAGUGAUCUGCUGGAUUUCAGCGCGAUGUUUUCACCACCUGUAAACAGUGGGAAAAACAGGCCGACCACUCUUGGAAGCAGCCAGUUCAGCACAACAGGUAUGGAUGAGAGGACAAGCCAAGCAUCAUGGGCCUCAGGUGGCCAGUCCAGCCCGUCCUAUGAGUCCUCCAGGGGGUUUGGAGACAGCACUCAUUAUGCUGAUCACUUGAGUGACAGUCGAUUAGUGUCCCAUGAAGGAUUGUCCCCAACACCUUUCAUGAGCUCCAGCACAAUGGGCAAGUCUGAGAGGCCUCCGUUCUCUGGUUAUGGAAGAGAGCCAGGCGUUUCUGGAUGCCAGUCCAGUAUGAGGUCAGACAUGGGGCUGGCGAGUCCGGGGCCCGUCACCACCUCUGGGAAGUCGCCCACUCCAUUCUACUCUUAUACUGGCUCCAAUCCACGAAGACGCUCCCUACAGGACUCUGCUUCACUAGAUCCGCUGCAAACAAAGAAAGUGCGCAAGCCCCCUCCUGGCCUGCCUACAUCUGUGUAUGCACCAUCUCCCAGCUCAGAUGACUUCAACAGAGACUCUCCAUCCUACCCGUCCCCCAAACCCCCCAGCAGUAUGUUUGGAAGCACUUUCUUCGACGGGACCCCCAAUUCCUCUGACCUGUGGAACUCUUCCAGUGGGAUCAGCCAGCCAGGCUAUGGGGGAAUGCUGGGAGGAUCUUCAUCUCACAUGCCACAGUCUGGAAACUACAACAACUUGCACUCACACGACAGCCUGAACUACCCACCGCACUCGGUGUCGCCCACAGACAUCAACGCCAGCCUGCCACCCAUGUCCAGCUUCCACCGUGGCAGCACCAGCACCUCACCCUUUGUCACCGCAUCUCACACCCCGCCAGUCAACACCGCAGAGGGAGUUAUGGCUGCUGCCAACCGAGGGAACGCCACUGGAAGCUCUCAGACUGGAGACGCGCUGGGAAAAGCCCUGGCUUCGAUUUAUUCUCCUGACCACACCAGCAGUAGUUUCCCCUCGAACCCCUCCACUCCAGUGGGCUCUCCCUCUCCUCUGACGGCUCAGGCGGGAGCUGGCUCAGCAGGUACAGUGGUGACGGCCAGCGGCCCCACAGGAAGGGCAGGUACAACACAGUGGCCCCGCGCAACCGGACAGGCACCUUCCUCCCCAAACUAUGAGAACUCCCUUCACUCUCUGUCUCGGAUGGAGGACAGGCUGGACGAUGCAAUCCGUGUCCUGCGGAAUCACGCCGUGGGCUCCACUGCCGCCCUGUCCAGCGACAUCCACAGCCUGUUAGGACAAGCGCACAACGGGCCAAUCUCAGCCAUCGGCAGCAGUUUCCCAGCUUCUGGAUUGGUCGCCAACCGAACAGCACAAAUGGGCUCUGUUCACCGCGAAGAAACCGUCAGUCUGAACAACAACCACGGCAGCCUGCAGGCCAACGCCGGUCCCCCCUCCAGCUCGGAGCUCAACCACCAAGCAGACACCUUCAGAGGACUCGUUAGCGCUCUGGUCAGUCAGGUUGCUCCUAAUCUGGACCUGAAAGUCGAGGAUCAUGAAAAAGAUGAAAUGCAUGAUAGCCACUCCUCCGACGACCUCAAAUCAGACGACGAGAGUGAAAAAAGGGAUAUGAAGCAGAAUCGGGGAAGCACUCGAACAAGCAGUAUCAAUGAAGAUGAGGACCUGAACCCUGAGCAGAAGGCAGAGCGCGAGCGAGAGAGGAGGAUGGCCAACAACGCCCGUGAGAGGCUGCGCGUCCGGGACAUCAACGAGGCGUUCAAAGAGCUGGGCCGCAUGUGUCAGCUGCACCUGAAGAGCGAGAAGCCCCAGACCAAACUGCUCAUUCUUCACCAGGCCGUCGCUGUCAUUCUCAGCCUCGAACAGCAAGUCAGAGAGAGGAACCUAAACCCCAAAGCAGCCUGCCUUAAGAGGAGGGAGGAAGAGAAAGUGUCAGGGGUUUCAGGUGACCCCCAGCAAGCCCACCCGCCUGUGCACCCGGGCCUCACAGACACAUCCAACCCCAUGGGCCAUCUGUGAACAGCCAGAUCAAAUGGAUCCCGAUGGAGUGUGUUAGACAGAGUCGGUGACCUUGCUUUCCACGGGCGGACAGGACUCGCAGUUUGUGACACAAAUUUGAAAAGACAGACCACUCGAAGCAAAAUUCCACCGUUAAGCAAUCCUGAGAUAGAAGAAAAACCUGGCAAGUGCCCAGCUCCCCGUGAAGACAUCCCAUAUCCAUAAGCGACUUUCCGCCCACCAGAGAAAAAAAUCAAGCAUCAAAGCCCCUCAGCACAUAUCGCCGUCUGCAAGCCGUGUGCCGCAGCUGUACAAUCAGAGACUGUCGCCACCCCUCCACCCUGGACGUGGAAGUUGCCUUGUGCCUAAACUGAAUUGACGAAUGCAUUGUAACAGUUUUAUUUUUUGUUUGUUUUUUUUCCUAUUUAUUAUGUUACUGAGCUGUAAGUCUGUGUUUAAAGGGAACGUUCUGACAUCGCUAUGAGAAGCUGGUGGCGUUUCAGUAGAUCUGCAGUUUGUCGUGUGCUGUCCGCAGCCUCUCUCCUGUCGGGCCUCUCCAAUCGAUGAGAUUAACAUAUUCAGAUCAUAUUCCAUGCCCUCGCGAAAGAUUCGGAUGGUGUUUGAACAUUCAAAAGACUCCAGGAUCCCCGUGUCUGAAAAAAGAAACAAUAUAUUAUUUAUAUUUAUCAUACGUUCAUUCCACAAAUAGCAGCAUGAGAAACCACACCUACCUAAUUCUGUACAACUCCGAGUCCUCGUCACAGACAGAAAGUUAUGAAUGAGGCGGAUUGGGAUCGGCCUGUGCUUUUUCGACUAGAUUCCCUGUGUCGCGGAGAUGAUGGUGGAACGGCAAACUCUGGCUUUACUGAAAGGUCAAAGGUCAAACACAAGCUGGCAUGUUUCUACUCAUUAGUGAGCAGGACAGAUACGGUAAGCAGAAAGAUACAAAACCCCAGCAUUCCCUGCAUAUUUCUUAGUGUCUUAAACGGGGAAGGGGACGCAGUCUCGUCCUUUUGAUUCCUUUGCCAUAUAGUGUUAUGGGUAAAGAGAAAGAGGGAUUUCCGAUUCAGUUGUUUUGUAUUGACACGUUACUUUAUUUGGUGGAACAGCCGUACUGAGGAACCUCUGUUAUACCAUGAGACAUGGCACUGUUGGAUUUCAAACGAAGACCAUUCAUUCACCUGGCCUGAACUGAAGUUUUGUUUUGUGUUCUUUUGUUUUUCUAAAACCAUUAACAAUUAAAAAAAAAAAAAAAAAGAGAGAGAGAGAGAGAGAGAAAUACUUAAAGUAACCACAUGUUAUUUUUGUUUAUUUGUAAUUGUAUACAAAGCAACUCUCUAGGCUUCAUAGUACAGCGUAUAUUUGUCGUGUGAAAAUAGAAGGAUGUUCUAAAUUUCUUAGAAUGGCUUUGUCUUUCCCUUCGUGCAUUGAAAUACUUGAUACUUGAUCAGCAGAAUGUGAGCGCAAUGUCUGUUCGUAAAAGAGAAACGCUGUGAAGCAUUCAAAUCAGCAAACAGUGGAAAUGAUGAACAAAGCCAGUUUGGAGCAGGAUUUUUCUCAGCCGUUACUUGUUUUCUUUGUAAAUCUAAAGCAAGCAGCAGUCACCACUUUCAUUUUUUAAAGUAUGCGUUUUUCUUUAAGACCAAAACUUUUUUUUUUUUUUUUUAGUCUUGCUUGGAAUCUCUUUUUCUGCCCUGUCUGUCUUCCAUGUGUUCACACACCAUUGAAACAAGACUGCCACCUUCUCCAGUGAAUCACUCUCUCAAAUACAAAGUCAAAAGAACAAAACUUAAGGAAAGAUUUCAGAACAUCAGCAUUAUUUUCUCUUUCUUUGCUCUAUGGAGAGUUUCCUUCCUUAACAAAAUUAUUGUGAAAUCCACUAGUCUUUGUGGCCUUGUUAUACAUUUCAGUAUUCAAGAGCUUGUAUUUUUGCCGGCUAAAAAAUGAAUCAAGGUUAUGAGUCAUCUUUUUGUCUGUUGUUUUGUUUUGCCUGUUUUUCUCCCCCGUUUCUUUUUUCUGUUCUGUUUUCCUCUGUUGGAUAUGUUAGAUUUUGCUGUAUGCCCUGAUGCUUUCCCUCAUAACAGAAAAGGAUAAAAAAAGACAAAAAAAAAAAAACAUUUGGCUUAUUUUUCAGUAUAGUUAGUCUUUUAUACAAUAAUAUUGUAAGAACAUUUCUUGAAUUCUAAAUAUUACUCUUUCUAGAUUUUUGAAAUCAAAAGUUUUGAGUAAAAAAUUUCUUACUUUAUUUUACUAUAUUAGAUAGUAAAACAAAAAAUGUACGGUUAUUUACCAUAACCUUUCCAUUAUUAUAAAAAAAGACUAUGGAUAGCAUCUUAAGAACAUAAGUAGGAUUGUAGCUGGCAGUCUAGUACGUAUGGGGUAUUGUACGAGCUCUCCAUCUCUGUGUCCAGUCUGCAUUGUUGGUUGAUGAACGAUUUGUACCCAUGUCAAAAUUCAAGGUAUUGUCAAUGCACCUCAGAAAACCAGCAGUAAGAAGUCAAAUUCUUUUUUUUUUCUGUCUCUGUAACAGAAAACACAAUAUGUAUAUAACAUUUAUGUAGCAAUAAAUGUGCCAUCUUUUUUCAA
Carassius gibelio (silver crucian carp) is the source of this 4877-nucleotide messenger RNA. RefSeq names its product transcription factor 12. The record is from RefSeq and is a predicted model, not a curated record. Gene Ontology annotation, molecular function: protein dimerization activity; DNA-binding transcription factor activity, RNA polymerase II-specific; RNA polymerase II cis-regulatory region sequence-specific DNA binding. Bases 231 to 2312 code for a protein of 693 amino acids. Gene Ontology annotation, cellular component: transcription regulator complex. The transcript has 20 exons. Gene Ontology annotation, biological process: regulation of transcription by RNA polymerase II. NCBI's taxonomy places the organism in Eukaryota, Metazoa, Chordata, Actinopteri, Cypriniformes, Cyprinidae.